Messenger RNA from Fukomys damarensis (Damara mole-rat), 2835 nucleotides. Its product is annotated as sodium- and chloride-dependent transporter XTRP3A. Gene Ontology annotation, molecular function: L-proline transmembrane transporter activity. The coding region runs from base 232 to 1863 and encodes 543 amino acids. The record is from RefSeq and is a predicted model, not a curated record. NCBI's taxonomy places the organism in Eukaryota, Metazoa, Chordata, Mammalia, Rodentia, Bathyergidae. Gene Ontology annotation, cellular component: plasma membrane. Gene Ontology annotation, biological process: sodium ion transmembrane transport. The transcript has 11 exons.
GGACUUGGCUGCCAACCGGGCUCCGCUCCCGGCUCUGGGCAGCAGGCCCGGACCCCGCAGCUGCAGGUCUUUCGCUCCGAGACUUCUCCGGAGCUCUCAGCUGCCCUGGACCGGGCUUUGGAGGAGGAGGCUGGGAGGCCUGGAGGCCCAGGACCCUGAGGCCACGCUAAGGCCCGACCGAAGGAUUGUUUCUCCUACCCGACAAGCAGCUUCCUGAUCCCCUACCUCGUCAUGCUGGCUGUGGAGGGGAUGCCGCUCCUGUACCUGGAGCUGGCGGUGGGGCAGCGCAUGCGGCAGGGCAGCUUCGGCGCCUGGAAGACCAUCAGCCCCUAUCUCGGAGGGCUCGGCGUGGCCAGCGUGGUGGUGUCCUUCUUCCUGUCCCUGUACUACAACAUCAUCAAUGCCUGGGGCUUCUGGUACCUCUUCAACUCCUUCCAGGACCCCCUGCCAUGGUCCGUCUGCCCCCUGAAUGCAAACCGCACCGGCUAUGAGGAGGAGUGUGAGAAGGCGUCCUCCACACAGUACUUCUGGUACCGGAAGACCCUCAACAUCGCGCCAUCGAUCCAGGACAGUGGGGCCGUGCAGUGGGAAAUGGCGCUGUGCCUCGUCCUGGCCUGGCUGAUGGUGUACCUGUGCAUCCUGCGGGGCACCGAGUCCACGGGCAAGGUGGUAUAUUUCACAGCACUGCUGCCCUACUGUGUGCUUGUCAUCUACCUGGUCAGAGGCCUCACCCUCCACGGAGCCACCAAUGGCCUGGUGUACAUGUUCACUCCCAAGGUGGAACAGCUGGCCAAACCCAGGGCCUGGAUAGAUGCAGCCACACAGAUCUUCUUCUCUCUCGGCCUGGGCUUCGGCAGCCUGAUCGCUUUUGCCAGCUACAACGAGCCCUCCAACAACUGCCAGAAGCACACCAUCAUCGUGUCCCUCAUCAACAGUGCCACCUCCAUCUUCGCCAGCGUGGUCACCUUCUCCAUCUAUGGCUUCAAGGCCACCUUCAACUACGAACACUGCUUAGAUAGGGUGAUUCUGCUGCUGACCAAUUCUUUUGACCUGGAAGAUGGCUUUUUGACAGCCAGCAACCUGGAGCAGGUGAAGGGCUACCUGGCUUCCACCUACCCAAGCAAGUACAGCGAGGUCUUCCCACUCCUGAAGAACUGCAGCCUGGAGUUGGAGCUGGACACGGCGGUCCAGGGCACAGGCCUGGCCUUCAUUGUCUACACGGAGGCCAUUAAGAACAUGGAGGUGUCCCAGCUGUGGUCGGUGCUCUACUUCUUCAUGCUGCUGAUGCUGGGCAUAGGGAGCAUGCUGGGCAACACGGCAGGCAUCCUCACGCCCCUGACCGACAGCAAGGCCAUCUCUAGCCUCCUGCCCAAGGAGGCCAUCUCAGGUCUGGUGUGCCUCAUCAACUGCGCCAUCGGCUUACUGUUCACCAUGGAGGCCGGGAGCUACUGGUUUGACAUCUUCAACGACUACGCAGCCACACUGUCCCUGCUGCUCAUCGUGCUGGUGGAGACGGUGGCCGUGUGUUACGUGUAUGGGCUGAGGAGAUUCGGAGCCGAGCUGGAGGCCAUGACCGGCCGCGCCCUGGGCUGCUACUGGAAGGCCAUGUGGGCCUGCGUGAGCCCACUGCUCAUCAUCGGCCUCUUCCUCUUCUACCUGAGCGACUACAUCCUCUCGGGGACGCUGCGGUACCAAGCCUGGGACGCCACUCAGGGCCAGCUGGUGACCAAGGACUACCCCGCCCAAGCCCUGGCUGUCAUCGGGCUGCUCGUGGGCGCCUCCACCACGUGCAUCCCCCUGGUGGCGCUGGGGACCUUCGUCACGCGCCGCCUCAGGACGGGCGGCUUGGCCCCCGUAGCUUGAGAACCGCCCCCCAGAGACGGCUCCCCACCGGAAGCGAGGAGCGCGCAGCCGGAAGUCCUCCUCCCGCCACUUACUGUGCCGGCCAGGAGUGAGAAGGGGAAGAGCGCUCGGAGGACGCGCACAAAUCCCUGGAGGGAGCCUCUCCCCUCCCCGCCGCCCUGGCCAGCCACAGGCUUCCUCCAAAUCGGGCAUCGAGGCUGCUCCUGAGGACUGAGGACGGCGGCUUCCAGACUCUGAAGAGUCCUCACACUGAGGUGACGAUGAUACUUCUGGAUCAAAGUGAGGCAGCCUGGGGUUUUGCCUGAAGAAACGACACAAUAUUGGAGAGUAAUCAGUUUUACUCUAGUUGAAGGAGUUUUGAAGUGCUUGAGGUAGCAGAUUUGAACAUCAUUGGUAUGAAGUUUUUUGUUUGUUGUUUUUUUUUUUUUUUUGGUCUUAGUGAAUAUACAAUUUCUAGGUUCCCCUCCACCCUUUCAGUGCUAACACGACUGAUGUGGCCAUGGAGUGAGACCUUUGUUGGGGAUGCACAGGAGUGAACUUUCUCUCAUCUAGGGUCUCUCCUAGUGCCCAGGAACACUUCUGUUUACAAAAUUACCCCAGCUACUGCACCCAACCCCCAACUGCAAGAUUCUUCACAGCCACCCAUCUGUGGUGUCUUAAAGCCCAGAAAAGGUUGCCAGUGAUCAGCCUUUCUUAGACUUACCAUGGCACUUGGACAUUGUGGCCAACUCUCAAAGACCCCAGACAUCACUUACCAUCAGCCUAUGUUAUUUAUCUGUACAUAAGAAAUUUUUCUAAUGUAUAUAAUAUAAACAGAGCAUCUUAUAACUGAAGACACGCCAUAUUUAUGACUAUAGCAUUAGUCUACCAUGUGAAUGUCUUCCUUUUUUCUCUUUUACUGCAAUAAGUACGUCAAUGUUACCCUAAAGUGAGAGGGCCUUUCCAACUCCAACAUGCCCUGCUUUGUUGAGA